This is a messenger RNA of Truncatella angustata, 4416 nucleotides long. Its product is annotated as autophagy-related protein 26. Gene Ontology annotation, biological process: carbohydrate metabolic process. The record is from RefSeq and is a predicted model, not a curated record. Lineage: Eukaryota; Fungi; Ascomycota; Sordariomycetes; Amphisphaeriales; Sporocadaceae. Bases 1 to 4416 code for a protein of 1471 amino acids. Gene Ontology annotation, molecular function: UDP-glycosyltransferase activity; hexosyltransferase activity. The transcript has 4 exons.
AUGGCUCCGACACCACCUGAUAUCCCUCCUUCCAGCGAGGAAGCCACCAGAAGACGAGUGAGCAAGAAGCUUCACAAGAAACGCAGGGAAGAACACCGACCGACCAUGGAACUGCCUGACCGGUUAAAAGAGACGGGCGACGAGGCCGACGAGGAUGUAGUGCCUCAACAAGGCGGCCAGAUGUUCAUGAACAUGAACCAAUCCAUCUUUGGCCUGAUUGCUGCCGCCGGCUCUACUGUCGACUUCAACGAUCGCUUUGAGGAACAGUCGAGUGACGAAGACGACACCGACCACCAGAAACAUCCCCUUGGGAGGACCAGAGGAAAAGAGAUGGAGAAGGCAAAGGAGCCACAAGAUGUGUCCAAGUCGCAAACACUGAAGAAGAGCUCGUCGGACAAGACGGAAAAGAAACACCGACGCCGGAUAUCUGCUCAACUGCUGCAAUCUCUACCUACACUGCCCCGACUUUCCAGCAAGUCCAGAUCCAAAUCUUCCAAACUCAAAUCGUCUCCACACUCUGCCAAUACCUCUGACCUGGCAGGGUCUCCAUCGUACAAUGACGGCUCCUUAGAUCCCAAGUCGCCUGAUAUCGAUAUUACAGCAGCCGACCGCCGGGGAAGUGCGGCGCCCGUCAUGAGCAUGAUGCUCGAAGCCCGUGCCGAGAUGGCUGCUAGGCCCAGCUUUGACCUGGAAAGAUUGUCAGUCGACCUACGAAGAGGCGGCGAUGCGGCAGAUAAUGGCGACACUGAGCUUGCCCUGCGGCUGAAGGAGAUCUUCGAGUUCGACCACCCCGAAAAGGUGUUGGAAGAAUACCCUUGUUGGCUUCUUCAGAGUGUACUUCUCCAGGGUUAUAUGUACAUCACUGCCAAACACAUUUGUUUCUACGCAUACCUACCAAAGAAAGCACACGAAGUCGCCAAGUCAGGCUAUCUGUCCAAGAGUGGAAAACGUAACCCAAAGUACAAUCGCUAUUGGUUCCGCCUCAAGGGCGAUGUCCUAGGUUACUAUCGCGACUCUUCGAACCUCUAUUUUCCUAGUGGCCAGAUUGACUUGCGAUACGCUAUAAAAGCGCACAUUACGGACAGUGAUAAGGAAAGCUUACAUUUCUCCGUUGUUACUGACCACAGGACGUAUCACUUCAAGGCCGACAGUGCUCCGAGUGCCAAGGAAUGGGUAAAGAGUCUUCAGAGAGUCAUUUUCCGUUCCCACAACGACGGUGACAGUGUCAAAAUUUCCCUGCCGAUCAGAAAUGUUGUGGAUAUCGAAGAGACGCAAAUGCUCGAUUUUGCCGACACCAUCAAAAUCAGGGUCAUUGACAACGAGGAGACGUUUGCCCUGGACGAGUACCUCUUCUCCUUCUUUGGAUUUGGAAAAGAAGCUUGCAACGUGCUCAGGAUUCUGGUGGAGGAUACGAAAGACCAACAAGAGUUGGGGUCCAAACUCCAUAUUCCCCAUCGACGAGGUAAUCACGACGCGUCAUCCAAUCGAAGCUCGAUAAGUGCUUCAAGGACCGAGGGUCCAGGCGGUGAAUUGAGGCCACCCAAGCCUCGUGAAAACGUCAAAGCAACCCUGCCACCCAUGUCUCCGGCUAGUCCAGGAGAGUCCAGUAUUCGAGCCAGCGGCGAAUUCAGCAGAAGCAGUUUCGACGCCUUCCGAGGCUUUGGUCGGAGAAGUCUUGACCUUGACAGUCUCACUCGUGGUAAUUCACCACAUCGAAGUUUUAGCAGUCGAUCACACAGCAAAGCGAAAGAUUACAGGACACAGGUGCCAUCGGACAAGCACGCGUCAUCGGAGUCAUACGUGCAGUCCAUCGACGAUCCCAGUUUGUCUAAUCUCGUGGCUUCCUCUAGUGAGGAUCAAACCGGUAGUCAGAUAUUGAGGGACAGUCAAAUUUUUCACAGACCUACGAUAUACCGGCGGUCAACCUCUAGGCCGCGGGUCAAACAUCAGCAUACCGAGCCAGACAGGCGACAUGCUACGCGGCAGAACGACGCACUACAGCCACACCAUCCCUAUCAUGCAGCAACAACUGGUCACAUGGGAGAUCUUGCUUCUGACCACGCAGUUCCACCGACUCCCACGCUGCAGAACUUGGCUAAAAUGGGGUCUUAUCCCCUCCAGAGGGCGGGCUACUUUGCCGGCUACCUCAACCAGACGAGCCGGAAGAUGGGCAACCUGUUAGCUACUGAGUCCAUGGGAUACGUCGAGAAGGUCUCUGGAAUGUGGAAGGGCGGCCGCAAACAUUAUCCUGACCCGGAUGCCCCUAAGACAGACGAGGAGUUAGAGGAUGACGGUGAAGAUGAGGACGACAUCGACGGCAAAUUGGCAACGACAAUGCAACGAUUUCGAGAUCACUUUGCCUUGCCUGAGUCUGAGAAACUCCGUGCAACAUACUUUGGUUAUAUGAUUCGGGUGUUGCCGCUCUAUGGCAAGAUCUACAUCAGCGAUCGAAACUUCUGCUUCCGCAGCCUGUUACCCGGCACUCGUACCAAGCUCAUUUUACCUAUCAAGGAUAUUGAGACCGUCCACAAGGAGAAGGGCUUCCGAUUCGGCUAUUCUGGUCUUGUUCUUGUUGUUCGUGGUCAUGAAGAACUCUUUUUCGAGUUUGGCCAGAAUGAGGUAAGGGAUGACUGUAGUGUCACUAUGAUCAAGUACCUCGAGAAGAUGCGAUAUCUUCGAGAAUCUCAAUAUCUCGAGAAAGAAGAACAAGAGCAGGUGGAUGACGCUAUUGCGGAAAGAGAUGCGCUGAAUGAGGCACGUCUGAAAGAGAACACAGACCAUGAGGUCAAGAUGCCAAAAGAGGUUUCGAUCCUUGGUGACUCAUCACCUACAAUAUUAUUUGACGACCCAAAGUCAUCUUUUCUUAACUUCAAACCGGCGCAGUCAUUAAAGAUCACCUGCUUAACUAUCGGUUCGAGAGGCGAUGUCCAGCCGUACAUUGCACUAUGCAAGGGCCUCAUGGCCGAUGGCCAUCGGCCACGCAUCGCAACACACGCUGAGUUCAAAGACUGGAUUGAGGGUCAUGGUAUUGAGUUUGCCCCGGUUGCUGGUGAUCCAGGUGAGCUUAUGCGUCUCUGCAUUGAGAACGGCACUUUUAGCUUUGCAUUCCUGAAGGAGGCAAACACCACGUUUCGAUCUUGGCUGGAUGAUCUUCUGGUUUCAGCUUACGACGGCGUCAAGGGAAGCGACGUGUUGAUCGAGUCACCAUCUGCUAUGGCCGGCAUUCAUGUGGCUGAAGCUCUUCAAAUACCUUACUUCCGCGCCUUCACCAUGCCUUGGACUCGUACUCGUGCUUACCCCCAUGCCUUCAUCAUGCCGAACAACAAGAUGGGCGGCGCCUACAAUUACAUGACCUACGUCAUGUUCGAUACCGUGUUUUGGAAAGCCAUGGCUGGACAAGUAAACAAGUGGAGGAAAGUCACACUUGGGCUGCCUCCAACGAACCUUGAGAAGCUCGGACAGAAUAAAGUGCCUUUCAUGUAUAAUUUCUCCCCAUCUGUGGUGGCGCCACCAUUGGACUACUCCGAUUGGAUUCGGGUCACGGGCUACUGGUUCCUGGACGAAGGAACCGAAUACGUGCCUCCUAAUGAUCUGCGCGAGUUCAUUGAGCAGGCACGGAAAGACGAGAAGAAGCUUGUCUACGUAGGCUUUGGGUCAAUCGUCGUUUCGGACCCGGCCAAGAUGACACAAGAUGUUAUUGAUGCCGUGCUCAAAGCCGAUGUACGAUGUGUGCUCUCGAAAGGAUGGUCCGACCGAAUGGGUGGCCAAUCCAGUAUUCCAGAGCCUGAGCUGCCACCUGAGAUCUUCCGAAUCAAGUCAGCGCCGCACGACUGGUUGUUCGCCCAGAUGGACGCAGCAGCGCAUCACGGUGGAUCAGGUACAACUGGUGCUAGCUUGAGGGCCGGUAUACCCACGAUCAUCAGACCUUUCUUCGGUGAUCAGUUCUUCUACGGGGCGAGAGUGGAGGACCUCGGUGUCGGCAUCUGCCUCAAGAAGUGGGGUGUUAGCUCGUUUGCAAGAGCAUUAUGGGAAGCGUGCAACAGUGACCGGAUCAUCGUCAAAGCCAGAGUCCUUGGCGAGGCAAUCCGAAAAGAGAACGGUGUAGAUACGGCAAUUCAAUCACUCUACCGUGAUCUCGAGUAUGCACGCUCUCUCGUGGUAGCCAAGGCCGGCAAGCACCAAGCCGCUAAGCACGGUAAGCAAGAUGCUGCAGCGAGCGACGAUGAAGACGAAGAGGAGAGUUGGACCUUCGUUGGCUCCGGUGACGACUUUGACCCCGAGCUUGUAGUCAAGAAGUCAGCGUUGGCGGAUGCGGAGCAUCAGCUUGUAUUUGGCAAGGGCAAAGGGACUUCCUUGGGAAGCAAGGUGCUCGGCUCCUUCACGGCGGGUAAUGUGGCCACGCCUGGCAGUUUUUAG